AUGAAAUUCCGCGUAAAGUUGUUAAUAUUAACAACGUGCGCGGUUUUUACAACUGCACAACGAUAUAAUCACCAACGGCGGCAGAUCCUGCCUGUAGCGCCGCAAUUCCCAACCGGAAAUAUAAACGCGGGUGUUUCCGGCACGGGACAAGCAAAUUUUGAUGUUAAUAUCAUCGGUCCACGGCAAAGAAAUGAACAGACAAUUGAAGAAGCAUGGAAUAACUUCAAGAUAACCUUCAAUAAAAUAUACAGUUCCCAAAUGGAAGAAAAUUACCACCGUGAAGUUUUCAUCGAAAACACCGCGAAAAUCUUCCGCCUGAACGACGAUUACGCAAAGGGUUACAUAAGUCACGCGCAAAAAAUCAACGGAUACGCUGAUAUGCUCCACCAUGAAUUUGACAACGCUCUGAACGGAUUUAACAGAUCACGGAUAGGUUUGCCGCAAAGAUCCAGCGCGUUUAUCGCGAGCGCAAACGUCCCGAUUCCGGAUUCCAUCGAUUGGCGUAAACUGGGCGCUGUUACGCCUGUGAGGAGUCAAGGAUUAUGCGGGUGUUAUGCAUUCAGUGCAGCUGGAGCACUCGAAGGACAAUAUUACCGUAAAACUGGCGUCCUCACCGACUUAAGCCCACAGAAUUUAAUCGACUGUACAAAGGAUUAUGGUAAUAAUGGCUGUAAUGGAGGAUUAAUGAAUCCAGCCUUUCAAUAUGUCAAGGAUAACAUAGGAAUUGACACAGAGAAUUAUUACCCGUACGAAGCAGCCGAUAAUCAAUGUAGAUACAAACCGGAAGGUUUUGGCACGGAUAGUACAGGUUAUGUCACCAUACCGGAAGGUGAUGAAGAAGCUUUGCGGGUUGCCGUUAGUACGAUAGGUCCGAUUUCCGCCGCCAUUGAUGCGAGUCGUGAUUCAUUGCAGUUUUAUUCCGAUGGGGUUUAUUUUGAUGCGGCGUGUAAGAAUGCGACGAAUGAUAUGAACCAUGCGAUUUUAGUAGUUGGAUAUGAUACGGAUCCGGAUGGGAAACAGUUUUGGUGGGUGAAGAACUCAUAUGGGCAACAGUGGGGAAUUGGAGGUUAUGUCAAGAUGGCAAGGAAUGGGAAUCACUGUGGGAUUGCUUCACUUGCGAGUUAUCCUUUGGUUUGAUAUCUUUUGAGGAUGUAAUAUGAUAAAUGUUGAUACAUAAAGCGAGAAUGUGUUGUUUUGUGUUGUGUUAUGUCAUCAAUUAGGAGGUUAAAUGAUAUUUAGAUGUAGAAGUACUCACGACAUGUCCGCCUUCGCCAGAUGCAUGUCGAAAUGGGUCGGAUUGUUGUUUGAGGAAUUCAUUGCGUAGUUCCAGGCGUCUUUUGGCGUUGGCUUUUAGUCUUUCGAUGUCUUUCGCGGCCAAAUCGUAUUGUUCAGCCAUUUUUUACUCACUAUAGGUAGAUACAAA
Molecule: messenger RNA, 1423 nt
Organism: Dalotia coriaria
Lineage: Eukaryota; Metazoa; Arthropoda; Insecta; Coleoptera; Staphylinidae
Product: procathepsin L-like
Biological process (GO): positive regulation of peptidase activity; immune response; positive regulation of apoptotic signaling pathway
Cellular component (GO): lysosome
Molecular function (GO): cysteine-type endopeptidase activity; cysteine-type endopeptidase activator activity involved in apoptotic process
Source: RefSeq, a predicted model, not a curated record